UAAGAAACUAGUUUUUUUUUUCUGAUUCGAUUACGUUUUGUGCAGAAAAAUGGCAUCCCACAUUGUCGGAUACCCACGCAUGGGUCCCAAGAGGGAGCUCAAGUUUGCCUUGGAGUCAUUCUGGGACGGAAAGAGCAGCGCCGAGGAUUUGCAGAAGGCUGCUGCUGAACUCAGGUCCUCCAUCUGGAAGCAGAUGGCUGACGCCGACAUCAAGUACAUCCCCAGCAACACGUUUUCUUACUACGACCAGGUGCUCGACACAACCGCCAUGCUCGGUGCCGUCCCUCCGAGGUAUGGAUGGAACGGUGGCGAGAUCGGGUUUGAUGUUUACUUCUCAAUGGCCAGAGGAAAUGCCUCUGUCCCUGCUAUGGAAAUGACCAAGUGGUUCGACACUAACUACCAUUACAUUGUUCCCGAGUUGGGUCCGGAGGUAAAAUUCUCGUAUGCAUCUCACAAGGCUGUGACCGAGUACAAGGAAGCUAAGGCGCUUGGAGUAGAUACUGUUCCGGUUCUUGUUGGUCCUGUCUCAUACUUGUUGCUUUCGAAACCUGCUAAGGGUGUUGAGAAGUCAUUUUCUCUUCUCUCCCUUCUCAACAAAAUCCUUCCCAUAUACCAGGAAGUCAUCUCGGAGCUCAAGGGAGCUGGUGCUACUUGGAUCCAAUUUGAUGAGCCACAACUUGUUAUGGAUCUUGAUUCUACCAAGCUCAAAGCUUUCACUGAUGCAUAUGCUGAGCUUGAGUCAACACUCUCGGGCUUGAAUGUCCUUAUCGAGACCUACUUUGCCGAUAUCCCUGCUGAAACUUACAAGAUCCUUACUUCAUUAAAGGGUGUGACUGCUUAUGGUUUCGAUUUGGUCCGUGGAACCAACACACUUGAUUUGGUCAAGUCUGGUUUCCCGAAGGACAAGUAUCUGUUCGCAGGUGUGGUCGACGGAAGGAACAUUUGGGCCAAUGACCUUGCAUCCUCUCUUAAAACCUUGCAGGAGCUUGAGGGCAUUGUAGGUAGGGAAAGGUACAAGCUUGUUGUCUCUACCUCAUGCUCUCUUCUCCACACAGCUGUUGACCUUAUCAACGAGACAAAGCUGGAUGACGAAAUCAAGUCCUGGCUUGCAUUUGCUGCCCAGAAAGUUGUUGAGGUUAACGCUUUGGCUAAGGCUUUGGCUGGCCAUAAGGAUGAGGCCUUCUUCUCUGAUAAUGCCAUGGCUCAGGCUUCAAGGAAAUCCUCUCCAAGGGUUACCAACGAGGCUGUUCAAAAGGCUGCUGCUGCUUUGAAGGGCUCUGACCACCGCCGUUCGACAAAUGUCAGUGCUAGGCUUGAUGCUCAGCAGAAGAAACUGAACCUCCCGAUCCUCCCGACGACAACCAUUGGGUCUUUCCCUCAGACCGUUGAACUCAGGAGAGUCCGACGUGAAUACAAGGCUAAAAAGAUCUCUGAGGAGGAUUACAUCAAGGCCAUUAAGGAGGAGAUCAAGAAGGUUGUCGACCUUCAAGAAGACUUGGACAUUGACGUUCUUGUCCAUGGAGAACCAGAGAGAAAUGAUAUGGUUGAGUACUUUGGAGAACAACUCUCUGGUUUUGCUUUCACCGUCAAUGGUUGGGUGCAAUCUUACGGAUCUCGGUGCGUGAAGCCACCGGUCAUCUACGGUGACGUGAGCCGUCCCAAGCCAAUGACGGUCCUCCGGAUCGCCUUGGCCAUCAAGGAUGAAGUGGAGGAUCUCGAGAAGGCCGGGAUCAACGUGAUUCAGAUCGACGAAGCCGCUCUUAGAGAAGGGCUGCCGCUCAGGAAAUCCGAGCAAGCCUUCUACUUAGACUGGGCUGUCCAUUCCUUCAGGAUCACCAAUGUGGGUGUCCAGGACACGACCCAGAUACACACACACAUGUGCUACUCCAACUUCAACGACAUCAUCCAGUCCAUCAUAGACAUGGACACUGACGUUAUCACCAUCGAGAACUCACGCUCAGACGAGAAACUCCUGUCUGUGUUCCGAGAGGGCGUGAAGUACGGGGCGGGUAUUGGUCCAGGAGUGUACGAUAUCCACUCUCCGAGGAUACCCUCGACGGAGGAAAUGGCGGAGAGGAUCAACAAAAUGCUGGCGGUGUUGGAGAAGAACAUACUGUGGGUGAAUCCUGAUUGUGGUCUCAAGACACGCAAGUACAAUGAAGUGAAGCCUGCACUCAAAAACAUGGUCGAGGCAACUAAGCUUAUCCGCUCUCAGCUUGCUUCUGCCAAGUGAGAUUCACAUAAACAC
This is a messenger RNA of Tarenaya hassleriana, 2248 nucleotides long. Its product is annotated as 5-methyltetrahydropteroyltriglutamate--homocysteine methyltransferase 1-like. The record is from RefSeq and is a predicted model, not a curated record. Gene Ontology annotation, molecular function: zinc ion binding; 5-methyltetrahydropteroyltriglutamate-homocysteine S-methyltransferase activity. NCBI's taxonomy places the organism in Eukaryota, Viridiplantae, Streptophyta, Magnoliopsida, Brassicales, Cleomaceae. The transcript has 10 exons. The coding region runs from base 50 to 2233 and encodes 727 amino acids.